Molecule: messenger RNA, 2710 nt
Organism: Zophobas morio
Lineage: Eukaryota; Metazoa; Arthropoda; Insecta; Coleoptera; Tenebrionidae
Product: macoilin
Exons: 7
Coding region: 162-2090 (642 amino acids)
Biological process (GO): neuronal signal transduction
Cellular component (GO): rough endoplasmic reticulum membrane
Source: RefSeq, a predicted model, not a curated record
CUCGGCGCCCGCCCGAACUAUUCAAGUUGACAACAAAAGACAUUUUACCGCAAAAGCGAAGUUUUUGUGACGAAAAUUCCAUGAGACAUCCGAGUUUUUUCGCAUUUUAUCUCUGGGAGUGAGUCGACUACGCGUUUCCAAGCAUUGGUUCGGUCUGAAUUAUGAAGAGACGAAACUAUGAGAUCGGUAAGAUGAGAAGACCCAUGAAAAGGAACAAAAUCACCGAAGGGAUUUACGGAAGCACUAUCCUUUACCUCAGGUUCCUCGUCGUCUGGGCGAUGGUGAUUCUGGCCGAUUUCAUCCUGGAGUUCCGAUUCGAGUUCCUGUGGCCGUUCUACUUGCUGCUGCGCUCGGUUUAUGACUCCUUCAAGUACCAGGGUCUGGCCUUCUCCAUAUUCUUCGUGUGUAUAGCGCUCACGUCGGAUAUGCUGUGCUUCUUCUUCAUCCCGGUCCAUUGGCUCUUUUUCGCCGCCAGCACCUACGUGUGGGUCCAGUACGUCUGGCACACAGACAAGGGCAUUUGUGCGCCUACUAUAAUCCUGUGGGUGCUUUUCGUGUACCUGGAAGCGGCUGUGAGGUUACGGGACGUCAAACACAUGCCCGGACACCUGGACCUGUGUAGGCCCUUCGCCGCGCACUGUAUAGGCUACCCCGUCGUUACCCUAGGAUUUGGGUUUAAAUCAUAUGUAGGAUACAGGAUGCGGCAACGACGACAGCGCGACGUCGCGAAAGAGAACGAGUUCUACAUGCAGCUGAUGCAGCAAGCGCUGCCGCUGGACGCGGUGGCGCCGCCUCCCGCCGCCCAGCAGCCGCCCCCGGAGCAGCCAGCCUCCACAGCCAUCGUACCUGCCCCCGUACAAAACGCCAAAGUGCACAGCCACAGCAGCGGCGGCAAGCUGCACCAACACCCCCACCCCCACCACCCGGACAGGAACGGGCACGUGCCGAACGGGACGAUAGCCAACGGCGUGCACCCGACGUCGCGGGCGCACCACAGGAAGUCAGUGGACAAGUGUAGGGAGCACGAGGACGCGCACAGACACGCAGACAGACAGCGACAGAGCGCGCACGCGCACACGAACGGCGCGGCGGUGGGAGCCGGCGCCGAGGAGGCGGCGCAAGAACACGAACAGCGGGCGGCGGCGGCGGCGCGGCGGAGGGAGAAGAAGGAGCAGGACAAGGAGCGGGAGGCGGCGGAGUACCUGCAGAAGCUCGAGGCCGACGCGAAGAGGCUGAGGGCGGAUCUGCAGAGCAGCAGGGCGAGCGAGCAGGAGCUGAGGUUGCAGGUCGCCGCGCUCACGACAAGCGAAAAAGUGAUCAAAGGCGAGCUGUCAACGAUGCAGCGCGAGAUCGAAGACCUACAACAGAGGUACCAAAGCGCGAUCAGUUCUCGUGCUUCCGACAAACAGACUAUCAGCAACCUGGAACGAAGAGUAGCCGAAGAAAGACGAACGCGAUGUAACCUAGAAUCGCAAUUAAACCAAGAACGCAAAAGCAGAAAACAAGAGGAGGCCAGAGCGGCACAAGUAAGAAUCCAAAUGCGAAAACAGAGGGCGCUAGUGAAAGCUGUGGUGGCGCAGUCGUCGCGCGGCGAGUGCACGGAGGCGUGCCGCUCCCGGCGGCGCGAGCUCGAAACCGAGCUGGGGGAGUGCCGCGCCGCCAAGCACUGGGCCGAGGAGCGGUACGCCGCCCUCGAGCGCGAGAACGCCGCCCUCCUGGACCAGCUCCGCGACAUGGACAUACUCAUGACAGCCCUUUCGGCCAUGCAGGAGAAGAACGCCCACCUGGAGAACUCGCUGUCGGCCGAGACGCGGAUCAAGCUCGACCUGUUCAGCGCGCUGGGGGAGGCGAAGCGCCAGCUGGAGAUCCGAGAAAGCUCGAACCGGACGCAGGAGCGCGAGAUCGAGGAGCUGAAGAGCAAGAUCGCGCAAGUGCUGGCCGUCAUGCCGAACGACAGUUUCGGGGGCCCGGCGCCCUCCAGUAACAUGUCGCGGGUGCGCCUGGCCGAGAGCCCCCCCGGAUCGACCCUGGACCCGAACGCCACGGCCUACACGCCCAAGAGCUCCCUGGUGGCCUCCACGGAGGCCUAGACCGACUCCGUACUGAUCCCGGUAUAGACUGCUACUGAUUUGUUGCGUUGAGGCGCGGAUUUCGUAAUAGUCUCGUUUAGUAGCUUAUUUAAUGUGAUAUAAUUUAUGAGCGGUACCUUGUCGAGGCAAGCCCUUCGUUUUUGUUGGUUUAGUUAAGCGUAAAGGUACUGAGUUUUCUGACAGUUGGUCGCGAUCGGCUGUUGAUCUCUGUUUUGGUUUUUGUCCUUCCUGUCGAACCUGAGCUCUCGAGUGCCGUUUUGUUUGGUUCGCUGUAACCUACUAACAAGAAUACGAGUUUCUUUUCGGAAGUGCCGUUAACCGCUGUUGGGUUUUGUUUUAUGUGUUAACAAGAGGUGAUAAUUUCGGAAGUCAAAAAAUGUACUUAAUAUAUUUUUUUAAUUGUUUUAGUUGAGACAUUGUUUUCUUUUUAUUACAAAUACAGUAAUAGUUCUUUUUUAAGUUUUUUUUUUUGUUUUUAUUUUCGUUCCUUUAAGCGAACAACUUUGUCGGAUGCGUGCUAUUAUUUAUUUGCCAUAUUUAUUUUUCCUUAUUUUGUAAAGUGGUAUUUAUUUUUUUACUGUUGCAACUUUAUUUCGUAAAUAAACACUAUUACAGCUUUA